Linum trigynum is the source of this 1093-nucleotide messenger RNA. Lineage: Eukaryota; Viridiplantae; Streptophyta; Magnoliopsida; Malpighiales; Linaceae. The record is from the annotation of a GenBank genome assembly.
CGGUAAUUGCUAGCCACAUUCCAUAAUUUGGUAUACCGAUAACCGGUUAAUCGGUUACUAGUUAACCGAUUAAUCGGUUACUAGUUAACUGGUCACCGACCGAUUACCAGCCCUAAGAAGAAGGGGAAGAGGAAAUGCAGGAGUCCAAUGAAGAAGAAUUGGCCACAGGAAAGAAGUUGGAAAUGGAAAAUGAGAAGGAAAAGGAGAAUAGGAAAGAGGACUCAACUAAGGACAUGAACAUGGAAAAGCAAAUGGAAAGAGAGAGCCAAGAAGGGAAGAAGAAUAAUGAAAGUACUAUGAAGGAUCAUAACAGGAAACCUCACCAGAAAACUACACUAGAGAACCCAAAAACGAAAUCAAAACUGGAAAAUGAUAAGGGAGAGGAGGCCCCUAAGACCAAGGCCAAACUGAAAAGUGGUGCAAAGAAGCAAGAAGACUUAAGUACUAAGAUAGCUACGACAGUGGUCAACAAGGACAGUAGCUCCACAUUGAAGGCAGAAGAACAAAUGGCAGCCAGUAGCAUUCUACCCCUUCCAAAUCAAAAACUGGGAUGGACAAGGAGAGCUCCAAUGAUGCUAAGCCUGGACAUCAGCCAAAGAUGAAGGAGCUUCUCACCAAGCAAGCAAAAAGCCCAGAAAGAAAGAGCAUCAAGUCACCAGAAAAUGUGAAACAUCCGCCCCGAAGGAUCAGCUUUGAUCCCAAGCAGGGAGAGGAAGCUAGAAAAUCUGAAAAAUGUGUUCCUUGAUCCGACAACAGAUUGUAGUGGAGAGGGGGAGGGUACAACUAUGUCUGUCGACACUCCCUAAUGUUCCAACCUUGUGUUGAUGAUAUGGAAGUCCUCUCUAAUCUCUUUGAUGAUUAAAGUCUUCUCUUGGAAUUGCAGAGGUUCAAAACACCUCAAGUUUCACUAUACUUUCGAGUUUUAUAAGUAUAUUCAUAAACCAAACAUUGUUUGCAUUGUUGAACCUAGGGUUAGUGGGAAGGAUGCCCUUGAAAUCAUCAAAUCGCUUGGCUUUGAUUCCUAUGAGCUCUCAGGUUCCUCUGGAUUCAGUGGGGGAAUCUGGCUUUUGUGGAAUAAGAGUGAAAUUCAUAU